Molecule: messenger RNA, 2202 nt
Organism: Lonchura striata (white-rumped munia)
Lineage: Eukaryota; Metazoa; Chordata; Aves; Passeriformes; Estrildidae
Source: RefSeq, a predicted model, not a curated record
GGGGUCGGCAGGCUCUGUCGGCAGCUCCAUCCAGCUUACAGGAGAGGAGAUCGGAUCUCUGGAAGGGAAUGAAGCCGAGGAAGAGCAAGGAACCUCUCAUGGGGAGAGCGGCGGCUCUGAUCCUUGUCCUCUGCGUCUCGGGGAUAACAGCAGAAACCGCUCGGUACUCUGUGCCCGAGGAGGCGGGGAGAGGCUCUUUUGUGGCGAAUAUCGCUAAGGAUUUGGGACUAACCAGUGAGGAAUUAUUGGCCCGUCAAGCUCGAGUCGUUCCUGAAGGAGAAAAACAGUAUUUACAGCUGAACCAGCACACCGGGGAUUUGGUGGUGAGAGAGCAGAUGGACCGGGAAGAGAUGUGUGGACAGAGCGAGCCCUGCUUGGUGCGUUUUGAGGUGCUGCUGGAGAGCCCACUGCAGUCCUUCCGAGCUGAGGUAAGACUCACCGAUAUAAACGAUCAUGCUCCUGCGUUCCUAAAUAAAGAAAUUGUUUUAAAGAUCCCGGAAUCUGCAAUGCCAGGGACUCGGGUUUUGUUGGAAAGCGCUCACGAUCCAGACGUGGGGAACAAUAGCCUUCAGCAUUAUAGUAUCAGCUCGAACGAAUAUUUCCAUGUGUACACCCAGCGGCGGAGUGACGGCGGGAGGUACGCCGAGCUGGUGUUGGAUCGAGCCCUGGACCGGGAGCAGCAGGCAGAAGUUGCUUUCAUCAUCACGGCUGUGGAUGGUGGGAAUCCACCACGGUCUGGCACAGCUUUAAUCCGCGUCAUAGUCCUGGAUACAAACGACAACAUCCCGGUAUUUACUCAGACUCUGUAUAAAGUCUCUGUAAUGGAAAAUAGCUCACAGGACACCAUAGUGAUGGUAGUGUCUGCUAGCGAUUUAGACGCAGGAACGAAUGGGGAAAUAGUGUAUUCCAUAUUUCAAAAUUCAGAAGAAAAUCUCCAAACGUUUAAAAUAAACCCAGAGACAGGUCAGAUUCGUCUCAAAAAGACCUUGGACUAUGAAGAAAAAAAGACAUACGAGAUAGACGUCCAAGCCACAGAUGGAGGGGGCCUCUCCACGCAUUGCAAGGUGGAGGUGCAGGUGAAGGACGUGAAUGAUAAUGCCCCCGAGGUGAUCAUCACCUCGCUCACCAGCACUCUCUCGGAAGCCGCCCCUCCCAACACCGUGGUGGCCCUCUUCAACGUGCGGGACCCAGACUCGGGGGACAAUGGCAGGACGACCUGCGAGCUGACAGGAGAGCAGCCCUUCAGGAUCACGCUGCUGGCAGCCGACGCGUACGCGCUGGUGACAUCAGAGACGCUGGACCGGGAGCAGGUGGAGGAAUACAACGUGACGGUGCGAGCUCGAGACGAGGGCUCCCCCACCCUCUCGGCAUCCAAGACCCUGUUCGUGCGGCUCUUGGAUGUGAACGACAAUGCACCCACCUUCACCCAGGCCAUUUACACCAUGGUGAUUAGCGAAAACGAGCCCGCGGGUAGGAGCCUGGGCCACCUCAGUGCCACGGACCCGGAUGCGGGAGAGAAUGCCCACGUAAGAUACUCGCUAGUGCCGCCGCCACCAGGCACCCUCGCCGCAGCAUCAUUCGUGUCAGUGGACGCGGAGAGUGGAACCGUCCGGAAGAGGGACGCGCCCCGGCAGAGGCUCAUCGUGCUGGUGCGGGAUCGCGGGCAUCCGUCGCGCUCUGCCACUGCCACCCUCGCUGUGGCACUGGUGGACGAUUUCUCCGAUGCCUUUCACCAGCUUGGCCACGAUCCUGCGAGCCGACAGCAGCCACAGAUAGCCGAAGAGGAAAUGCUCACCACUUACCUCAUCACCUCCCUGUGCUGCGUCUCGUCCCUUUUCCUCUUGUCCGUCCUCGUCUUGACGGCGAACACGCUCUGCAAAGCUCGUGUCCGGGCAGAGCUUCCUCCUCCCUCUCCCAGCUGCUAUGCGGAUGGAGAUUUCGCCAGCGACGGCGUGGGCGCGGGAAGCACGGGUACUCUGUCGCCGGCUUACCGCUACGAAAUGUGUCUGACCAGCGGCUCGGGGAGGAGCGAAUUCCGGUUCCUGAGGCCCAUCCUGCCCAGCCUUCAUAGCAAUGCUGAGGCGGGACAGGACAAGGACGAGGAGCUGCUACGCCACUCGCAGCCUCCUUGCGACAGGGAAGCCCAAACGAGGAGCAAAGCCACUCCUCCUUUUUAGCCGCGAGACUAGCCAGUAGGCGUGC